This is a messenger RNA of Trichoderma virens Gv29-8, 474 nucleotides long. RefSeq lists its product as uncharacterized. The transcript has 2 exons. The annotation marks the transcript as partial. The record is from RefSeq and is a predicted model, not a curated record. NCBI's taxonomy places the organism in Eukaryota, Fungi, Ascomycota, Sordariomycetes, Hypocreales, Hypocreaceae.
AUUCUUGUUUCCCCAUCUCCAGUCGCUCUUUUAGCAGCCGUUCAUUUCCAAAAGACCAAAUACAGUCCUUACCGAAGGUCGCCACAUAAUCGUAAUCCAACGACGAAAAAUCUUUUACUCCAAACCCGCAAAAAUGAAGUUCACCGGUCUCACCUUUGUCGUCGCCGCCCUGGCUGGCCUUGCCGCUGCUGCCCCGUCCCCCAUUGUGAACGGAAAGCAGGCCUGCGGUGCCAUGACCAAGGGCUUUGCCAGCUGUCCCUUUGGCGAGAUUUGCGUUCUUGCUUCUGGAGCUGAUUCUGAUUCUGCUACUGGAUUCUGCCAGUCUCGCUAAGAGAUUAAUGGCUUGAGAGGAUCGAGAGGAGGGUUCGUUGUAAUGGAUUGAUGGAGAUGAGUUUAUUGAAUUAAAGCGAUUAUAAAUACUACGACGAUCAAAUAUAAUACGACUUGUUCCGCGCAAGUCCAUUUCGGAGAAAC